AUGCUCUCCAUCAGUAAAUUCGAAUGUUUAUGCGAUGAAUUGGUGAAUAUUUCCGCUGCAAAACUCAAAGCUGGAAAAAAAUAUCAAAUCUCGAUGAGUUUAAAACACCGAACGGGUACCCACAAAUCAUUCGGUGUCUUCAAAGCGGACUCGAGAGGGAAAAUUGAUUUGCGAAAACAGGCGCCAACCAGCGGCACUUAUUCAGUGAUCGAUCCAAUGGGCCUCUUCCAUUCGAUAAUUCCCUCAGAAGAUGUGCGAUUGGGUGCAACUGUUUGGGCCACUCCGCCCGAUCCUUUCAUUUACACGAUUUGUUUAUUGGAUGAAGAUGACAAAUUAAUAUCGAAGCUCACGCACAUUCGACAUUGGAAACAUCCAUUGGUGAGAAGAGAAGAAAUCGACAACGAGGCACUGACUGGGACGCUCUUUUUGCCACCAGGUGUUGGCCCGUUUCCCACGAUAAUCGACUUUGCUGGGACUGGAGGCGGAAUUCGAGAGCAUCGAGGCGCCCUUCUCGCCUCGUAUGGUUUCGCCACUCUGUCCCUUGCCUUUUUUGCUUAUAAAAGCUUGCCAAAAGAGCUUGAGGAGGUCGAUAUCAAUUACUUUUUGAAAGCAAUCGAUUGGCUCUCAAAGCAGUCAUUCGUCUCCUCAAUCGGCAUCCAAGCGAACUCUUUCGGCGGCGUUGUUUUGAGUUUAAUCGCCGAUCGAUCGGAUAAACUCUCAGCCUACUGUAUAAUCAACUCACUUCACUACAUGGAUCCAAAUGCAAAAAUCACCGAAAAUGGGCAACCGCUGCCGACUGGGAUAUUGCCAUCGGAAAUCGAAUACGAUUUCAAAGACAACGCUUUAAUCUAUCGAACAACACUUGAAAAAAUGGAGGUGCCAAAAGAGGCCGAACAUCAAUUUAGUAAAUGCAAAAAGGGGACACGAUUUCGAUUAGUGGCUUCCAUUGACGACCUUUCAACGACAGCUGAAGCGUCAGCCCGAGCUUUUGAGAAGAAAAUCAAAGAAAUGGGCCACUACGUCGAGGUGGACAUUGUGCCAGGCGGGCAUCUAAUGGAACCACCAACUCUGCCCAAUAUGCCAUACGUAUUCUCUGGAUUCACCAAAACCUAUCAGCACUACGGUUGUGACGAUGCUUACACUCAUUGCAAAAGUCAAGAACUUGUCUGGGAGAGAAGCAAGGAAUUCUUCUUCAAAUCCCUUGGAAAACCGAAACCUCUGCCACCAAUUGGAGUCAAAAACAAACUG
Messenger RNA from Mesorhabditis belari, 1248 nucleotides. NCBI's taxonomy places the organism in Eukaryota, Metazoa, Nematoda, Chromadorea, Rhabditida, Rhabditidae. The record is from the annotation of a GenBank genome assembly.